Messenger RNA from Aethalodelphis obliquidens (Pacific white-sided dolphin), 4466 nucleotides. It is a transcript of the gene BBS9, whose product is annotated as Bardet-Biedl syndrome 9. Gene Ontology annotation, biological process: cilium assembly. The transcript has 24 exons. The coding region runs from base 1436 to 4084 and encodes 882 amino acids. Lineage: Eukaryota; Metazoa; Chordata; Mammalia; Artiodactyla; Delphinidae. Gene Ontology annotation, cellular component: membrane; BBSome. The record is from RefSeq and is a predicted model, not a curated record.
GGUCCUGCAAGUCAGGUCGGCUGGUGCCGGAGGCCGGAGCGCGCUCCCUGGCGGCGGCCAGGAGUCUCGGUGCUGAGGACGCUCUGUCGGGACCCUGAGCCAGUUCUGCGCGUGGCUGGGCCCCUCUCCGGGUCGGACGCCUCCUCUCGAGAUCUUCGUCCCUGAAGGCCGGGAAACCUGUGCAAAUAAUGAGGCCCGAGAGUUAACUGACAUGCCCAAGGAAACAGAACUAGUAGGUCAUGGAGCCAGGAUGCAAAAGUGUAAGAAAGAAGUUGGUCUACAAAAUCGAGAAGAAAACCAAGGGAAAGCAAUCAGGUAGUGUUUUUCCAGCGCUGUUGUUAUAGAACAGCACGUUCCGGGUGUCCCACGCACAGUUCAUAUUCCUUCCUCUUCAAGGUAACAAUGUACUGGAUCAGCAGCACCCCAGCCACCACGGCGCACACGCUGGCGCUUGCUACCGCGCUCACCCUCGCCAUGGCCGCUUGGUCCAUGGACGGGGCCUCCUGCGCCUUCGGGUCAAGAGAAGAGGUCGCUGGGUGGCUCGGGCCUCGGACGCUCCGCCCCAGAGACCAACCCAGACGCCCCGCCCCGCGCCGCCCUAGCCCCGCCUCCUAGGAAAGCCCCACCCACGAGCGGCGGGAACGGAGAAAGGAGUGGGAGGGGCGUGGCUUGCGUCCCCGCCGGGGGGCGGGAGGUGGGUCUUCCUCAGAACCCGCGUCCAAGGAACUGUACAAGAACAGAAAAGAGGAGUCGAAUUAAUUCUCUCUCUCUCUCUGCUAAUGAAGACCGGGCAGUAGUUCAUUCUAGCUCCGCCCAGUAGAAAUCUGAUUCCAAACAUCACUCAGAAAAAAAUCCUCCGCCUUCCUCUCUCCUGACACCCAGGACUACAACCCCCAGAAGGCAUCGGGGCUCAGCUGAGUUGCGCAGUAGCGUUCGUUGUAAAGUGCUAUGACAACAGGGCGGAGAUGGCUUGGAGUUAGGCUUGAGUGGGUAGGUGUCCCUUCCGCCGCUGCUGUCCUUUUUCUGCUACAUCCCACUCACUGCCUCCUUCAUCAUUUCCUCCUCUUUGUGAGCAGCAGGUCUUACCGCUGUUCUUUCCUGCCUGAUAUCUGCCACGGGAUUGAUGCCGUUUUUCCUGCUUGUCUCUGAGGGUGACAGAGAGGGGAUGCAGGGGAGCUACUUGGUGGGAUCGCUCCAGCUCUGUGGAGCUGGUGGUGCCAGGUGGUGAGGCGCUGUCUUUGCCUGGGACGUGAAACAAGUUGGAUCAGGAGAACGAGAGGGAGAAGUAAGGGUUGCUUUUUCCUGCACCGUCCGUUCUUGCUCGUCGUUCCAGCCCUGGAAUCCUGGCAGACGUUCUUAAAGGGAAAUCGGUGGAAGGAGAGUUCGAAGAAAGGUGGGGCAGGACCCACCUGACUCGGCAUCAGAGUGAACGAAAAUGUCUUUAUUUAAAGCCCGUGAUUGGUGGUCUACUGUUCUGGGAGAAAAAGAAGAAUUUGAUCAAGGCUGUUUGUGUUUGGCUGAUGUUGACAAUACUGGAAAUGGACAAGAUAAAGUAAUUGUGGGUAGCUUUAUGGGAUACCUAAGGAUCUUUAAUCCUCAUCCUGUAAAAACAGGAGAUGGAGCUCAAGCUGAAGAUUUGCUUCUAGAAGUGCAUCUACGAGAUCCAAUACUGCAAGUGGAAGUAGGAAAGUUUGUUUCAGGUACUGAAAUGCUUCAUUUGGCUGUGUUGCAUUCUAGAAAACUGUGUGUCUACUCUGUCUCAGGAAGCUUGGGUAAUGUGGAACAUGGGACCCAAUAUCAGAUCAAAUUGAUGUAUGAACAUAAUCUUCAGAGAACAGCCUGCAAUAUGACUUAUGGAUCAUUUGGUGGUGUAAAAGGUCGCGAUUUAAUUUGUAUCCAGUCUAUGGAUGGAAUGCUGAUGGUGUUUGAGCAGGAGAGCUAUGCUUUUGGGAGAUUUCUCCCUGGUUCUCUUUUACCUGGCCCUCUUGCUUACAGUUCCCGUACAGAUUCCUUCAUUACUGUUUCAUCCUGCCGACAAGUGGAAAGUUACAAAUACCAAGUACUUGCUUUUGCAACGGAUGCAGAUAAAAGACAAGAGACUGAACAGCAAAAACUUGGUUCUGGAAAAAGACUAGUUGUGGAUUGGACUCUAAAUAUUGGAGAGCAAGCCCUUGAUAUAUGUAUUGUUUCUUUCAAUCAGUCAGCAUCUUCUGUUUUUGUUCUUGGUGAGAGAAACUUUUUUUGCCUUAAGGAUAAUGGACAAAUUCGAUUUAUGAAGAAACUUGAUUGUAGCCCAAGUUGUUUUCUCCCAUAUUGCUCAGUUUCUGAAGGAACAAUAAAUACUUUGAUUGGAAACCAUAAUAACAUGUUGCAUAUUUAUCAGGAUGUGACAUUGAAGUGGGCCACUCAACUUCCCCACAUUCCUGUAGCAGUAAGAGUGGGCUGUUUACAUGAUUUAAAGGGAGUGAUAGUCACUCUGAGUGAUGAUGGUCACUUGCAGUGUUCAUACCUGGGGACAGACCCUUCUUUGUUCCAAGCUCCAAAAGUUGAAUCUAGAGAACUAAACUAUGAUGAACUUGAUAUAGAAUUGAAAGAACUUCAGAAAAUCAUCAAAGAUGUUAACAAAUCACAAGGUGUAUGGCCUAUGACCGAGAGAGAAGAUGACCUGAAAGUCUCUGCCGUGGUUUCUCCUAACUUUGAUUCAGUAACUCAAUCUACUGAUGUUGAAGUGGGAGCUGACCUUGUCCCUUCAGUCACAGUGAAGGUCACACUGCAGAAUCGAGUGACAUUACAAAAGAUCAGAUUAUCGGUCUAUGUACAACCACCUUUAGUAUUGACUUGUGAUCAGUUCACCUUUGAAUUUAUGGCACCAGAGAUGACUAGAACAGUAGGCUUUUCUGUUUAUCUGAAAGGAAGUUAUUUACCAUCUGAAUUGGAAGGAAAUGCUGUUGUUUCUUAUUCCAGACCUACAGGCAUUCCUCGAGUUAGCCAAUGUAAGUUUAGACUUCCCCUGAAAUUAAUCUGCUUACCAGGCCAGCCUUCAAAAACUGCAAGCCACAAACUAACUAUUGAUACCAACAAAUCUCCAGUCAGUCUUCUCAGUCUCUUUCCAGGCUUUGCCAAUCAGUCAGAAGAUGAUCAGGUGAAUGUAAUGGGUUUUCGCUUCUUAGGAGGUUCCCGAGUUACUCUUCUUGCUUCCAAAACCUCUCAACGAUAUCGCAUCCAGAGUGAACAAUUUGAGGAUCUUUGGCUCAUAACAAAUGAGCUUAUUAUCCGCCUUCAGGAAUAUUUUGAAAAACAGGGAAUCAAAGAUUUCGCAUGUUCUUUUUCUGGAUCUGUGCCCCUUCAAGAAUAUUUCGAGUUGAUUGAUCAUCAUUUUGAGUUGCGGAUAAAUGGCGAAAAAUUAGAAGAACUCUUAUCUGAAAGAGCUGUACAAUUUCGGGCCAUUCAACGCCGGCUAUUAACAAGGUUCAAAGAUAAAACACCUGCUCCUCUCCAACACCUGGACACCUUGCUAGAUGGAACUUACAAGCAGGUAAUCUCUCUAGCAGAUGCAGUAGAGGAAAACCAAGACAAUCUGUUCCAGUCAUUCACCAGGCUGAAAAGUGCCACCCAUUUGGUGAUUCUGCUGAUCGGGCUGUGGCAGAAGCUUAGCGCCGACCAGAUUGCUGUCCUGGAAGCGGCAUUUCUGCCACUGCAGCAGGACACUCAAGAAUUGGGCUGGGAAGAAACAGUGGAUGCUGCUAUUUCCCACCUUUUGAAGACCUGCCUAUCGAAGAGUUCCAAGGAGCAGGCUUUGAACCUCAGCAGCCAGUUGAGCAUACCCAAAGACACAAGCCGAUUGAAGAAACGUAUCACCUUGCUGUGCGAUCGAUUAGCCAAAGGUGGACGUCUCUGCCUAAGUACUGACGCAGCAGCUCCGCAGACCAUGGUCAUGCCAGGUGGCUGUGCUACGAUCCCAGAAUCAGACCUAGAAGAAAGAUCAGUAGAGCAAGACUCCACUGAACUGUUUACCAACCACAAACACCUCAUCGUGGAGACGCCCAUAGCUGAAGUUUCACCCCUCCAAGGAGUUUCAGAAUAGUUGAAGUAGAGUUGUCUGGUUGAGGGGAAGAUGGCCUUCCCAAGGCUGAUCAUGUGUGGACCUCAUGCCAAGCACAGAUGAAGGUGCUUCAUACAGCUCACCUGCCAGGAGAUAAUAGGUAGAGAUGGGGAUGGGGACUUUUAAUUUUUCUAGGAGGACUUGUAAUACUAUGGGCAAGUCAGUUGAACUUGUCUUACCAGGAAAGGAUGUUGCUGCUUUUUGGUCAUCUGUAUGCUUUCAGCCACAGUAUAUAGUGAGAUGACAUCUUUUGGGGGCAGACUUUGUAAUGCAAAGACCCAGAUCCUACUUGAUACCCCAGUUUUUUCACAGAAUUCUUAUAUAUUAAAUGUAUCGAGUUUAAUAAAAGCAUCUUAUUGUCAAA